This is a messenger RNA of Calliphora vicina (urban bluebottle blowfly), 1965 nucleotides long. It is a transcript of the gene TbCMF46, whose product is annotated as TbCMF46. Bases 152 to 1864 code for a protein of 570 amino acids. The transcript has 7 exons. Gene Ontology annotation, molecular function: protein binding. Lineage: Eukaryota; Metazoa; Arthropoda; Insecta; Diptera; Calliphoridae. The record is from RefSeq and is a predicted model, not a curated record. Gene Ontology annotation, cellular component: cilium.
UUUUCACUUUUAUUUUAUAAUAAAAAGAGAUAUUAUUUUAAAUUUGUAUAAAAUUCUUCUUUUACAAUUUGUGGCACUUGAAAAUACUUUUUAUCGAGGAGAAAAACGUAUAAAACUGAUACCACAACAACCACGAAUUUUAUACUAAAAUAUGGCAGAAGCAACAACGGAUAACAAUAAAAAAAUAGAUAAUCUUAAAUCACUGGAUGAGAUAAUAUAUCCAGAAAUUGAACCCGGUAUUAUAAGUAAACACAUGAUCGAAAAAUCAUAUUUAGAGGAUGGUUACAAUGGCGAAGAGGCACGAUUGCAUCAAAUGGAACCCGUGAUUUAUGAACGCAUAACAACAUUGCGUUUGGAUUUCCGAAACAUAUUGCGCAUAGAUCACUUAUGGAUUCUGCCAAAUUUAACCAAGUUGGCCUUAAAUUGCAAUAAAAUCGAAGUUAUUGAAAAUAUUGAAAUGCUAGUGAACCUUAAAGAGCUCGAUCUUAGUUUCAACUACAUAGAACGUAUUGAAAAUCUCGAUAAAUUGAUAAAUCUAGAAGUUUUGUCACUCUUCAGCAACAUGAUAACAAAAUUGGAAAAGUUAGAUACUCUUGAGAAAUUAGUUAUAUUGAGUAUUGGUAAUAAUCUAAUAAGUUCCACGAAGGGAAUUGAACGCUUACGUUUUCUAACAAAUUUAAAAGUUCUAAAUUUGGAAGGAAACCCUUUAUCAAAUGAUCCAGAAUUUUGUUUGAUGGACUAUAUUGCUGCAGUUUUGCCGCAUGUCAAAUAUUAUGAGUAUGUAGCCAUUAAAAAUGAGGAUCGGCAAAGGGCUAAAGAACGUUAUUAUAGGGAACUUCGGGAAAUCGAGGCUAACGAAGAAAUAGAACUUCAAACUCGUGCACAAAAAGCUAGAGAGGAACGAGAUGCAGAACGUCUAUCCUCAAGUUUUGUGGAACAUUUAAAUGAACAUCAACUGUAUGAGUCAUUGUGGAAAGGUGACGAUGAUGGCCGUAUACUCUUGAUGGUCGGCUCUUCAGCCGCUGAUCUGGCCGAAGAAUAUGACAAAGAUAUUUUUGAGUUGACUCAGGAAAUCUAUAAACUGGGCUUGCAGAAAUUUGAAGAACGUCAACAAGAAAUUGAACAAUUUACCAACAGCAUGGAAGAAGGUCACUUGGAGGUACAACAAAUGGGUCACAAGAUACUGGAAGAAUUUCAACAGUAUAAGGAAAAUAUAUUCGAAAAAGCUAUUGCAUGUCACAAAUACUUAGAAGGUAGAGCUUUGAGGGGUGAAGAUGAGGAAACUGAAGAGAGCUUAGAACAAUCAGAUAAAUUGGAUCAUUUAUCUGUGGAAUUUGAUGAUAUUGUUAAUAGUGUAUGGCAGCAAUUGAUGAGCCAGGAACUACAUUUGCACGAGACAACAGAGGAAACAAUCAUCAUAUUUCAAAGACGUCUCCAGGAAAUGAUUGCAAAAUUUGUAGAACAAGCUCAAACGUACUUCGGUCAAUUGCGUGAUAUUGCUGUACAUUUUUCCGAAAAUUUAGGCGAAAUUGUCAAUCGUUAUAUAGCAACCAAAUUGGCCUUACAAGAUUUUGACGGUGUUCCUAAGCCACUACGAAAUUGUAUGGAAGAUCGCGAAGCUAUAGCAAAUUUAAUAGCUGGCACGAAGGACUGCCACACACAGCGCAUCGAUGAACGUGAAGAUCGUUUGAUGACUCGUAGCAAGUUCUUCAUUGAUGACAUGAUCGAUAAAUUGAAUAAAGAUGAACUUGAGCGCAAUCGUGCAAAAGUUUUAGAAAUUAAUACAUUUCUUGAUUUGAUGACUGAAAACCUACAAUCGUUGCAGCAAGAAGUACGAGAUGAACUUCUUAAUGAAGAAGGCUAAAUAUGUGUGUAAGUUGAGUUAGCAAUUUAAAUAUUAUUUAAAAUAUAUUUUUUUAUAAAUGUGUAUAUAUUUUUGUAAUUCUAAAUAAAAACAUACAUUUA